GCCCCGCCACGGGAGGAGGGCCGCGUGCCGCGUCUGCGGGAAGGAGCGGAGAUCUAGCAGGCGUCCGGGCAGAGCGCCGACAGGCCCGCGGAGCCGCGCGGGGAACGCCCGGUCGCAGCUGAGCUGGGCCGCGGCUGCUGGCCAAAGGGCCCGGCCGGGCCUGGGGCGGAGGGAACCUACGCUACCGGGGACCUGGAGGAGCGAGGCACCGCGGCCUGAGAGUGAGACCCAAUAAAAAGAGCAUGACAUUUGGAUGAAGACUUAGUUUCAAAUCCCCGCUCUUUCACUUACUAAUUUUGCAAUUUGGAAAUAUAUGCAAGAUGUUGACACUGCAAACUUGGGUAGUGCAAGCCUUGUUUAUUUUCCUCACCACUAAAUGUAAAGGUGAACUUCUAGAUCCAUGUGGUCAUAUCAACCCUGAAUCUCCAGUUAUACAACUUGGAUCUAAUUUUACAGCAGUUUGUGUUCUAAAGGAAAAAUGUAUGGAUCAUUAUCAUGUAAAUGCUAGUUACAUUUUCUGGAAAACAAAUCAUGUUACUGUUCCUUAUGAGCAAUAUAAUGUCAUAAACAGAACAGCAUCUAGUGUCACAUUUAGAGAUAUAUCUUUAUUAAAUAUUCAACUCACUUGUAACAUCCGUACCUUUGGACAGAUUGAUCAGAAUGUUUAUGGAAUCCGAAUCAUUUCAGGCUUGCCUCCAGAAAAACCUAAAAAUUUGAGUUGUAUUGUGAAUGAAGGAAAGAAAAUGAUGUGUCAGUGGGAUCCUGGAAGGGAAACACACCUGGAAACAAACUUCACUUUAAAAUCUGAAUGGGCAACAGAGAAGUUUGACGAUUGUAAAGCAAAACGUGAUAUCCCCACAUCAUGCACCGUUGAUUAUUCUCCUGUGUAUUUUGUCAACAUCGAAGUCUGGGUAGAAGCAGAGAAUGCCCUUGGGAAGGUUACCUCAGAUCAUAUCAAUUUUGAUCCAGUAGAUAAAGUGAAGCCCAAUCCACCACAUAAUUUAUCAGUCAGCAACUCAGAGGAACUAUCUAGUAUUUUAAAAUUGACAUGGAUCAACUCAAGUAUUAGGAAUUUUAUAAGACUGAAAUACAACAUUCAGUAUAGGACCAAAGCUGCCUCAACUUGGAACCAGAUUCCUCCUGAAGAUACAGCAUCUACCCGAUCUUCAUUCACUGUCCAGGACCUUAAACCUUUUACAGAGUAUGUGUUUCGGAUUCGUUGCAUGAAGGAAGAUGGUAAAGGAUUUUGGAGUGACUGGAGUGAAGAAGCAAGUGGGGUCACAUAUGAAGAUAGACCAUCCAAGGCACCAAGUUUCUGGUAUAAGAUAGAGCCGUCUCAUACUCAUGGCUAUAGAUCUGUACAACUCAUGUGGAAGACAUUGCCUCCUUUUGAAGCAAAUGGAAAAAUAUUGGAUUAUGAAGUGACUCUCACAAGAUGGAAAUCACGUUUACAAAAUUACACAGUUAAUGACACAAAACUGACAGUAAACCUCACAAAUGAUCGCUAUAUAGCAACUCUGACAGCAAGAAAUAUGGUUGGCAAAUCAGAUGCAUCUGUUUUAACUAUUCCUGCCUGUGAUUUUCAAGCUACUCACCCCAUAAAGGAUCUUAAAGCAUUUCCCAAAGAUAACAUGCUUUGGGUAGAAUGGACUGCUCCAAAUGAAUCUGUAAACAGAUACGUACUUGAGUGGUGUGUGUUAUCAGAUAAAUCUCCCUGUAUACCAGACUGGCAACAAGAAGAUGGCACUGUACAUCGCACCUAUUUAAGAGGAAAUCUAGCCGAGAGCAAAUGUUAUUUGAUAACAGUUACUCCAAUAUAUGCUGAUGGACCAGGGAGUCCCGAAUCAAUAAAGGCAUACCUUAAACAAGCUCCACCUUCCAAAGGACCUACUGUCCGGACAAAAAAAGUGGGGAAAAAUGAAGCUGUCUUAGAGUGGGACCAACUUCCUGUUGAUGUUCAGAAUGGAUUUAUCCGAAAUUAUACUAUAUUUUAUAGAACCGUCAUUGGAAAUGAAACUGCUGUGAAUGUGGAUUCUUCCCACACGGAAUAUACACUGUCCUCUUUGACUAGUGACACUUUGUACAUGGUACGAAUGGCAGCGUACACAGAUGAAGGUGGAAAGGAUGGUCCAGAAUUCACUUUUACUACACCAAAGUUUGCUCAAGGAGAAAUUGAAGCUAUAGUCGUGCCUGUGUGUUUAGCAUUCCUAUUGACAACCCUUUUGGGAGUAUUGUUCUGCUUUAAUAAGCGAGACCUAAUUAAAAAACACAUCUGGCCUAAUGUACCAGAUCCUUCAAAGAGUCAUAUAGCUCAGUGGUCCCCUCACACACCACCAAGGCAUUUUAAUUCAAAAGAUCAAAUGUAUCCAGAUGGAAAUUUCACUGAUGUAAGUGUUGUGGAAAUAGAAGCAAAUGACAAAAAACCUUUUCCAGAAGAUUUGAAAUCAUUGGACAUAUUCAAGAAGGAAAAAAUUAAUACUGAAGGACACAGUAGUGGUAUUGGAGGGUCUUCGUGCAUGUCAUCUUCUAGGCCAAGCAUUUCCAGCAGUGAUGAAAAUGAAUCUGCACAGAACACUUCAAGCACUGUCCAGUAUUCCACUGUGGUACACAGUGGCUACAGACACCAGGUACCAUCGGUCCAAGUCUUCUCACGGUCCGAGUCCACCCAGCCCUUGUUAGAUUCUGAAGAGCGGCCAGAAGAGCUACAGCUAGUAGAUAAUGUAGAUGGAAGUGAUGGCAUUUUACCCAGACAACAGUAUUUCAAACAAAACUGUAGUCAACACGAAACCAGUCCAGAUAUUUCACAUUUUGAAAGGUCAAAGCAAGUUUCAUCAGUCAAUGAAGAUUUUGUUAGACUUAAACAGCAGCAGAUUUCAGAUUGUAUUUCACAGCCCUAUGGAUCUGGGCAAAUGAAAAUGUUUCAGGAAGUUUCUGCAACAGAUGCUUUUGGUCCAGGCACUGAGGGACAAGUAGAGAGAUUUGAAACAGUUGGGAUGGAGGCUGCAAUUGAUGAAGGAAUGCCUAAAAGUUACUUACCACAGACUGUAAGACGAGGUGGCUACAUGCCUCAGUGAAAGACUAGCUCCUGUUAACAACUUCAGAAGUACCUGUAAAGUAAAGCUAAAAAUAUUUUAUCUGUGAUUUGAGACAAAAUAAUCUUCACUCACUGAAGAUGAUCAUUAGCCCUUAAGGACAAAAAUGUACUGUCCUCUCACAUGGGCUAUUUCCAUUCCAGAAUAUCUGGGAUUCUACUUUAAGCACUACAUAAACUGACUUCAUCCUCUGAAUAGCUGAAUGACUUUGUGCUGUUUCAGGAUGUUUGCACUGAAGAAAAGCUUGUCUGAAAUUUAUAAAAUGAAACUUUUGGUUUUACUAUCUAGAAAACAGAGGGUAUUUAAAUUAAAAGCAGUGAUAAACCUCGUGAGCACAGCUAUACUGAUUUUAAUGAGAAUAGUCAUCAAAUAGAGUGACUUAGGGAAAAUUAAUAUAAAAAUUAAAAGGAGCAAGACCCUCUACUUAAGCUGAUAUAAUUUACAGUAUAGAUGGUACAACUAAUGUGAGGCCGGCUUUUGUUGUCUGGGGGCUCAUUUAUAAUCAUACCAACAUAAAAAAUAUUAGUUCUUUUCCAUUGGUAAGGAUACCAUUACUGGAGAAAAGGAAUUCUGGAGUUUUAACUUGGCAAACUAAAAAUAUUAGUUUUUGAAUAUUAGAAAAUAAGUAAGUUUUUUAAAGUUUUGGUUUCUAUCAUUGACAACUUCUAAAGAUCCAUUUUAUGAACUCCUUCCAGGUAAGAGCUAGGAAUGAAAGUGACAAACUCUUAAACAAUUAAACAAUUUAGAGUCUUAAAUUGUUAAAACACUUUUUUGUAAAUGUAUAUAAACAUCAUUGACCCUUCUUGUUAAGACUUCAGAGAACUUGGUUGAUGCACUUUAUAUAGUAUGUCUUCAGCUUAAAAUGUGUUUUAAUUUAAUACGCUUUGUUUUUAAGAUCGCAUUCUUUUUUCGAGUUGGUGUUUGAAGGAGAUGAGUAAGUUAGAGGACAUGAGCAGUACUCACCAAAACAAACAAAAGCACCACCCCAAAAGUGUACAUAUUGAUCUCAGUAAAUAUCACAGCAGAUAGCCUUAGUGUAGAGGCACUUAAUGUCUCCAGUUUUAAGACAGGUGGAACUUUGUUAUGUAUGGGGAUUUAGGGAUAUUUUAAACCUCUUCCCAUGUGUUCUGUUCUUCAAGGGAGAAAGUGAGUCUGGCCUCCAGAGUUUAGUGCUAAAUUCAUUUUCACAUUAUGUUACCCUCUAUCCCCGAUGUCUGACAAGGAGGCAGGGGCUAAAGCUAGGAGCUGAGUAAGAAGAAAUAAUCCUUAGUCAUGUAGUUGACUACUGCUGUCAAGUGAGUUUAUUUUUCUAUCAUAUUUAAGUUAUAUACCAGGCCAACUUAAAUUAGUUUGUAGCAGUUACUGAAGAACAAAAGACUGAGAAAAUUGGUUGAGAUUUAAUUGAAAUGUAAUUAAAAUAUAAUUGAAAUUUAGUUGAAAUAUAUAUUCUACUCAUUAAUGUUGUUCACAUUAGGCUUCUGAUUAUACUUUAUCUUGUAUUCUAGCCUAAUACCGUUCAGAAUUCUUUUACAUUGUGGUCUUUGUAAGACAGAACAGAUGCUUUAUUCUGAUAUAUCCAGUUCUACUUUAGGCAAAACUAACAUGAGAUUGGUAGAAUAUCAGAAUUAGAACUAGAUGAGGAAAAUCAGCACAGAGAGGUCAAGUACGACAGAGAGACCCCAAACUCUCUCCUACUACAAAGUCAUCAAAGGCUGGUCCAAAUAAGAAAAAGAUUCAUUUUGCUAUAUGUCAACAAAUUUAUAUCCAUUAUGUGUUUCAUUUCUUCAAAAUAAGUAGUCAUGUUACUCUAACCAUGUUUAGAUGUAACCUUCCCAAACAGCAGUGUUAUGAAGAACAUUUUAGUUUGAAGAUUGUACCUGUGAGAGGUGGACAGUUCUGAAAUGUGAGCUCAUGAUCUAAGGGGAUGAGAACAAAUAGUCAUUUAAGAAAGGACAUCACAUAAGCAGAUUUGUAUGUUGGAACUUGUAUAGAACAUGGUGCAGUGAGUGAAUGCCCCCAGCCAGGGUAUAUAGUUACUGGGCAGAAAUUCAUUCAGGAGAGAAAUAUAUUUAUGUAGUAUACAUCUUUACCCCAAAAGAGAAGUCAUUCUGAAGCUUGUUCUAAGUACAAAAUUACUUUCCUAAGGCAUGUCUUAGAAUAAUCUGUUUUGACAAUGUGCAACUUGUAUAUUAGGUAGGCAAAGAAACAAAUCCAGUUAUCUAAUAAAUUAGUCUGUUUAAGAUAGUGGGUUUAUUACUCAUUAAAUAUUUAGUAUCCAAAAAUUUGAUGCAGUUGCCCUUUUUUGAAAGAAUAUAGUCAAGCAUAUGUUACAUGUAUUGUAAUUUAUUUGCCACUGAUGUCUUUGGUAUCCUACCCUCAUCCCUCAUAAAAGCAUGAUGUUGAAUAACUGUUGGAAAACUUCAAACCCAUUAAAAUCUAAAAGUUUAA
This is a messenger RNA of Phacochoerus africanus (Common warthog), 5540 nucleotides long. RefSeq names its product interleukin 6 cytokine family signal transducer (gene IL6ST). Gene Ontology annotation, molecular function: cytokine receptor activity; cytokine binding. Gene Ontology annotation, cellular component: membrane; external side of plasma membrane; signaling receptor complex. Lineage: Eukaryota; Metazoa; Chordata; Mammalia; Artiodactyla; Suidae. Gene Ontology annotation, biological process: cytokine-mediated signaling pathway. The transcript has 17 exons. Bases 321 to 3074 code for a protein of 917 amino acids. The record is from RefSeq and is a predicted model, not a curated record.